Triticum turgidum subsp. durum (durum wheat) is the source of this 1107-nucleotide messenger RNA. Lineage: Eukaryota; Viridiplantae; Streptophyta; Magnoliopsida; Poales; Poaceae. The record is from the annotation of a GenBank genome assembly.
AUGGCUGGUCUACAGGGUUUUGCAUCAGAUGAAGGGGCGGACCGGCACGGGUUGAGUGAUAUUGGAGGGUCGUUUUCUGUGGGUGGCGUGUCGUUACUCGCACAUGGAACUGGCUUGUUUGCUGAUUUUAGUAUGCUUCAGAAGCUCCGCACAGAGCAGGGAUUUCAAGAAUAUUUGAAAUUCCGUGAGCAUGCAUUCAAGCUCGCAGCAGAAGAACUGGUUGCUGCAUGCAAUUCGCCUGUUGAUUUGUUUGUCCAGACCGAGUGUGAUGAGAGGCUUUUUCAAGAGCACUUCCUCAAGUUCGUGACUUUACGUGAACAGUAUUCUGUGGUUGUUGAUGAUGUUGAUGGAAGUAAAGAAAGUUUGGUUGAUGAUGGAUCACCACGCCGUGUCUUGAAUGAGGAUGAGUUCAAUCACAUCCAGCGUAAGAAUGACAAAGAUAUACUUCUAAACACAUUGCAUGGUGUUCGAAGAUAUUAUGCGUACCGCAAAGCCCUUCUGCAACUUGACUUUAUCAAGUGGAAUAGUAACCCCGAGGAAGUUUUAGAACGGAUUAAAGAGUCAACUAGAUGGUUUGAUGAGCUGGAUGAUUAUGAGCUACAACUUGGUUUAAAGGGUCAUAUGGAACUUUUAAAGAGAUAUGUGAGUGAAUUGGACACAACUUCCACAAGCAGCAGCAUGCCUGAGUUUGAAAGUGUAGCUUUGGAGGAGAUCAACUCUCGUAUGAGUUCAGAAUUAGAAAAGCAUCUACAUCUCCGUGACCAGUGGCUUAUGCAAGAAUACUUCAAUCGUGUGAAAAUAAGGAACUUUGCCAGAGUGUGUUAUAAUGAAUCAGAAAAGACUGGAGUCAUUCUUGUUGAAGAGUUUCUACCCGUACGACAAUUGCAAGAACAGAUGUUACCCAAAAGCUUGCCCCAGAUUUUGGGAGAACAGCUGUUACCCAGAAAUUUGCCCCAGAUGAAACAGAGAGUUAAGCAGUCACUUGAGUCAGCCAUGGGUUACCUGCAUCGACAGCGUGCUCCUCGUCCAAGGGUAUUUAAUCUGGCAUGUGCAAUUACUCUUCUAUCAACAACAUGCAUGGCCAACGAGAGUAAGACUGUCAACUGA